CUACAAACUCAAAAUCUCAAAUCAAAUUAAAUGCACCAGUAGAUACUACAGGUCUUUUAGAAAAAGUAAAACAUAAUUUUUAUAAAAUUUUAUGUUAUUACUAUCCUGAUUCUACACCACAAGAAUUAUUGUCUGCUUUAUUGGAUCUAUGUCUUAAAUCUCUUGAUUAUAUGAAUGGCAUAAAUAGAGUGGCUAUUAAAAAUCUUCUUAGACAACUAUAUAAUAAUGAAAAAACUAUGGAGAUAAAUCAAAAUGAUAAAGACAAAGAACUUGAUAAUGGUGCUUAUAAUUUGGAUAAUAAAAGAUCUGAUAAAUUUAUAGUUACUAUGAAUCUAUUAUAUACACCAUAUUUGUUGAAAUCAUUAGAAAAGGAAGAUCAUCCCUCAGCUAAUGAAAUUGACGAAUAUAUGAAGCAACCUAAAAUAAGUCUUAAAAAAGACCCCCUGGUAUGCUAG
Racocetra fulgida is the source of this 455-nucleotide messenger RNA. The record is from the annotation of a GenBank genome assembly. Lineage: Eukaryota; Fungi; Glomeromycota; Glomeromycetes; Diversisporales; Gigasporaceae.